AUGUCGACAAGGGGCACGUCCGUCAUGUCCUGGGUGGAACGUCCAUUCCCGAUAAAUCCCAAGUUAUAGAAGACGAAGUGGAGCCCACUCGCGGAGGGUUGCUCCAGAGGAAGCAACCACGAUGACAACAAUGGCCAUCUUCCUUCAGGGAAGUCACAGCCCCUCGCCAGGCUCCCUGACUUCCCCGGGACCUCCUCCCAGCCUCCACGCUUUCCCCUGACAUCCGAGAGGCUCGGCUCGACUCGACUUGGUUUAUCCCGCUCUGGCCCGGAGACCCAAGCGGAUUACGGCAGGAAAGGACGCCGCCCCUCUCCUCUUUUGGAACUUUUUUUGGGAGCUCUUGGAUAUGCACCGCUGCUUGCUUUAGGAGCGUUUGCCAUGGAUCACACACUUUUCGGCUGCCUGCGGAACCCCCACGCCCCGGCUCAGGGUCUACACCCGGCCGCCUUCGCCCCGUCCCCACUCACCCUGCACGGACGCUCGGACCACGUCUCCUACCCUGACCUGGCUUCUUCUUCGUCCUCGUCCUCCACGUCCUCGCCGUCCACCUGCAUCAUCUCCAGCUACGCCCCUGAAGACGGGCUGUACCACCCUCACCACCAUCCGCAGCAACACCCGCACCACCCGCACCACCACCGCGGCCACCACUCGGCCCCGCAGAGUCAGCACCACACGCCCGCCGCCUGGCACAUCCCGCAGAUGUCUCCUGGGGGCGGGGGCGCAAGGGCCAGCCUUUGCCACCCGCACUCCCACCUGUCCCACGACGGGGGGCCCACGUCCCAGGACUUGGCUCACGCCGGCGGGCCUGCGAUGGGUGCCACUACGCCCGGCCUGGGUGGCAGCAGCACCCCCACUGGGGCCGCCUCAGAGUUUGGCAGGCCCACGCUGUCACCUGCAGAGGCGGAAAAGAGGAACGGAAAGAGGAAAAGUGACAGCUCAGAAUCGCAGGAUGGCAGUCUGAAGUGCGAGCUGAGCGGCAAACCGCGCAAAGAGAGGACGGCCUUCACCAAGGAGCAGAUCCGAGAGCUGGAGGCCGAGUUCGCCCACCACAACUACCUGACCCGACUACGACGCUACGAGAUCGCCGUCAACCUCGACCUCACCGAGAGACAAGUGAAGGUGUGGUUCCAGAACCGGCGGAUGAAGUGGAAGCGUGUGAAGGGCGGCCAGCAGGGGGCGGCGGCGAGAGAAAAAGAACUGGUCAACGUGAAGAAAGGAACGCUGUUACCUUCUGACUUCUCCGGCAUGGCGGCGUUACGCCACUCCACAGACUCGUUGGCCAAUGACGACAGUCACGACAGCGACCAGAGCGACGAACACCCUCUGUUAUGAUUACAGCCACAUCAUUAAAUGAUGACAAACAACGAGUACAGUGAACCCCCCCGUUUAUCGCACAGGGUUAUGUUCCAUCCCACCUGCGAAGAAUAAAAAUUCACAUCAGCAAUACAAGAUAAAAUAAAAA
Hippocampus zosterae (dwarf seahorse) is the source of this 1462-nucleotide messenger RNA. It is a transcript of the gene meox2a, whose product is annotated as mesenchyme homeobox 2a. Gene Ontology annotation, molecular function: RNA polymerase II cis-regulatory region sequence-specific DNA binding; DNA-binding transcription factor activity, RNA polymerase II-specific. Gene Ontology annotation, biological process: positive regulation of transcription by RNA polymerase II. The record is from RefSeq and is a predicted model, not a curated record. Lineage: Eukaryota; Metazoa; Chordata; Actinopteri; Syngnathiformes; Syngnathidae. Gene Ontology annotation, cellular component: nucleus.